Messenger RNA from Bacillus rossius redtenbacheri, 10353 nucleotides. RefSeq lists its product as uncharacterized. The coding region runs from base 1 to 3930 and encodes 1309 amino acids. The record is from RefSeq and is a predicted model, not a curated record. The transcript has 5 exons. Lineage: Eukaryota; Metazoa; Arthropoda; Insecta; Phasmatodea; Bacillidae.
AUGCUUGUGCUGCGGGCAAUCUGCGACCCACACUCGCGCUUCGAGGAUGGUUUCAUCCCGGCCGCAGCCUCCGGCAAGCCCCGCCCAGGCAGGCCCGCCAUGGACGACGCGGCGCAGUACGUGUGGAAGAAGAAGGCGGCCAUGCUGGGCCCGAGGGCGGCGCGCGGGGAACCACCGGGGGGGCAGGAGGGGGGCCCUGCGCGCGCCGGUCCGGGCGCAGACUCGCGCCCACGCCGCCAGGCCGCGCCGCCGUCGCUAUCGACCGGCAGUCGCGGGCGAGCCGCGCGCGGGAGCGGAGGUCGCGCGGAGCGGCCGGCCAUGCGGCAGAAGCGCGGCGAGGCGGGGCUGUGCGCGGAGCCGCAGUCCACGGCCAGGUCCGUGCUCAAGUCCGUGCUCAAGAGGACGGGCAGCCGCAAGGCGGGCAAGGCGGCGGCCCCGCUGGUCGCCGCGAGCGCCAGGAAGAAGCACCGCGUGCAGUUCGACGAGUCGCUCAACAAGUUCUUCGACGCCGACUACGUGAUCCUGAUCAAGGAGGAGGACGACCCUGAGGCCGAGUGCUACGAGGAUGACCCGGAGGACGAGGAGGGCGAGGUGUGCACGUGCAGUCUGGGCGCGGCGCAGCGGAGGGGCCGCGGCUUCGACCUCAACUUCCCCGAGACGUGCGCCUUCGAGCCGCCGCUCCAGUUCGUGGACCAGGUGACCCUGAGUCCUCCGGAGGGCUACAAGGACUCCGUGGGCCGCCAGCCGCGCGUGGACGCGGCGACCGAGACCCCGGGCGGCGACAUCUCUCUGGAGGUCGCAGAGGACGAGGAGUCCGAACACCUGGAGGACCACGACUCCUCGACACCCGCGGAGACGGCCCAGCGAUGCGGGUCGGAGGCGGCGGGCAGUGUCGCAGCGCGGGAGCGGCCUCUGACGCCAGAGGACUGCCGGAGGCCCGAGGAGGCCGAGGACAUCCAUCUGCCGCAGCCUCGCGCCGGCGCAGAAAAUGGGAAGUUCCAACAGCAGAGGUACAUCGUGGAGACUAUAACAAUGACAACGGUAACGGAGAGACGGAUAGUGAGGGAGGCCGAUGACAAACAUCGAAGGGAUGCCAAGUCGAGAAACUGUUCUGCAGAAUGUGACAGCUCACGUCUUAACGGCAUCUUGAAAGGCGGGAAGUUGUGGAAGAGCACCGAUAACUCGCAUGCGGUGGACGAGACAUCCACAUCAUUCUCGGCGAUCAAGGAGUCCGAAAGUUCGAUCAGCACAACGGGACGGAGGUCAGUCCACUUCUCCGAGCAAGCUACAGGCCAGGAUGUCGCGGUUGGGCACCAGAUGUCUGGAAACGAAGAGGCCUCCUCGCCAGACUCGACCGAGUUGACGCUCACGUUCCGCUUGGGCAACCACGUGAUGGUCUCCAACAACACCCGGCCCAACUCCGCCGUCAGGCAGCUGUUCCCAUCGUCACAGAGACUUUUAUCGCCCCCGCCACUACCACACCGGGAUGACGAAGACGAUGACGAUACCAUGCAGCAAGAAGGUAACCCAAGUAAACACCCGAGUGAUGGAGUGUUUACUGUGACGGCAGAGUCAUUGCGAGCCUUCGAAGAGUCCAAGCGCUCAAAAACAACUGCUUCGACACAGCAGGCUGUUGUGCAGACUUCAGCUGCUGGGGGAAGCGACAAUGAAAGUCCUAAGACACAGAUAAGGCGCACAAUCGAAAGGAAUGCUCUCCGCAGAAGUUUGUUACGGUACUCUAACAAUCCUAGCAAGAACAAGAAAGUGACUAUCCCUGUAAAGAAAAACCCAGAGAAUUCUCUAGUGGAGAGAAUACGAAAACUAACCUGUGAUAUUGAUGAAGAGGAUACCGAUACCAAGUCAGAUAAAACUGAAAGCAAUAAAGCAGGAGUUGAUGUCGCCACAGAAACACUAGCACCUAUUGCGGUUAUAGAGCAGAUACCACCUCAAAGCAGCCCAACUGGGGAAGAAGUGAAAAAAUCACUCGAAAGAGCCGCUAAAUUUAUCGCAUCUCCGAAUUCAGAACACUGUGCUCGAUUAGUGGAUAAAACUGCAUCGCCAUCUGCAUCAACAUCAUCUUCCAACUCUUCUGGGUCAAGUUCUUCGACUUACAAGAAGCUAACAGACCUGUUCGCUCGUCGUAACAAUGCCAUACCAGAUUCUCCCACUGUAUCGGUUCAAAAUGAUGCAGACAUUUCUCAAGUUUCUCCUCCUCUGUCGACAGCUGAAUCUCAUCAUUGGGGCACCUCAAGCUGCCACCACUCGGAGUGCACACAAUUCAAGCCCCCUGAUCUUGGGAAUGGUGCCAAUUCCAUUGUGAAUGCCAACCCUGCUAAGGACUUUGCCGGUGCUGUCUCUCCAGGAUCAGUGCCAGACUGCGAAAAAAACUUUGUCGGCCCAAAGUGUGCAGUGUCAAGGAUGAGUGUCACGGCAGAGGCGAGGAAGCAGUUUCUGUCCACUCUGGCACCCUUGACGGCUUGUGUCAGUGCCCCGCAUGGGGUGCUGGACGAAGAGCGAUACCAGCAAGUGGCAGCAGCUGUCCCGUCAGACAGAACAUCGGUCACAAGCUCCAGCACUGGAGAGGAGACCAAUUACACUCUAGAUGACAUCGACGAAGCACUGAAAGAAGAACAGAAAGCUCCGCAGCCGGACUUGGUGGUCGGCACGCAGACGGACAUAAAUGGGGGAGGUGCUGUCGACGAACUUGCUUUGUUCGUCCAGCAAGAUGCUGGUCGCAUCGAGAGGAUAAAGAAGCGGUACGGUUUGAACAGUUCCGGGGGGACCCCAACUGCCUCAGACGAUGACGAACAUGAUGAUUAUGGCUUUAAUAGACGUCCCUCGGUGAGAGGCAUCAAACCUCGGUUCUGUUCCACUAGCGAGAUCUUGAAGCAGAUGCAGUCACAGCUGUAUCCGCCAGGACUGGCGUGCUCUGCACGGGUCACGUGGCCUCAUUGCCAGCCGGUGACAACAGAUGACUCGAGCGCAACGUAUCCUUCGCGGCGAAGGAGCACCAUGCCAUCGAGAUGCGGUGCCACCAUGCCCGUCCUGCAAGAGGAGAACCCUUAUGGAUCCCCUAUCGACGUGAAACAGCAGUCGCCUCAGCAGCAGCCCGAGCUAGAGAGGUCGCGCCGCUACAUCACGCCCAGCCAGAUCAUGUAUGCAUCAACAGGGAACCUGUACCAGCAUCCACAGCAGAUCAUGAGGAUAGGCGGUGGCUGCAGUGACAUGUACCUGCCUCAUCCAGCAGCCUCCAACUCACCACCUCCUAGACCCUACCCACAGCUCCAAGACCCUCACUUCCUGGUGGACGACGAGCGGUUCUCCUCGGUGCAGAGCCUGGACCGGAGCUGUGGCGGCAGCUUCAGCCGGCGGACAGGGCCUUUCCAGCAGGGCCUGACAGACAUGAGGGUGUCUCCUGUGUACACUGCGCCCUUCCCCGACUCGGCAAUAGUCGAACCGCACUACAGCACCCUGCAGUACGCCAAGACGGGGCCAACAUCGGUGAUCAGGCUGGGGCAGGGCCAGCAGCAGACCAUCAGGGUGCCGUACCCCUCGGGCACUCCCGUGCAGGUGCACCUGCUGGCCAGGACGGGGGUCGGCGCGCCGAGGAGCGACUCCCCGCCUGUGGGGCACCAGGCACCGACCUCCCAGUUCUGCGGGCAGUACCCAUACCCGUUCCCCGCGCAGCCAGCGCACUACGCUGUGGCGCGCGGUACUCAGACGCCCGUGCCGCCCAAUGCCAGGUACUGCACUCCCCAGCAGCCCAUCACCCGCACCUCGUCUCCCCUGCCGUCUUCCCCCACCAGGAGCAAGUUCAGCGAGCGGGGGGUUCCUGAGGGAGCCGCCAGCUCAUCCCCCAGCUUCCCUCAGGACUCGGCCUACCCCUCCACCCCCGCUUCCACCUCCGUGUACUACGCCAUGAACGUUUGACACGAUCGCACCUACUACUACUACUGCGGCGUGCUGUCCUCCAACGAAUAGCUGUCUUUGUAUCGUCUGUCUUCGUGUCCAGUCAAUCACGGUGCUUCCCUUCGCAACAGCAGCUCGGAGAGGCCAUCUGCGCCUUUGUGGAAUCUCUCUCGCAUCUCGACCGCAGUGGAGAAAAUUGCGAGUUUCACCCAGUUACUGGUCUUUCUGUAUGUGCGUAGUUAGGAGAUUUUCCCACCAAAUAUUGUUCGUACUGUUUUCUUUAUUAAUUUGUAGUGUAUUUGUCUACCUGUUGAAAAUCAUCCCAUUCCAUGGAAAGUACAUAAAAUGUGGACAACAGGUGUAGUUACCAUUCAUGCGCAUCAUCUCUCAACGUUGGAAUAAAGAGAUUUUGUCACACGAGUGAUCAACAAACUGACUGAAUUAACUUUUAAAUAGACACUUGUAUUUUGAUAUUGUAUUUUCCUGUUAGAAAGCCAUUAUUUUAACAUUAUUUAUUUGUAAAAAUAACAAUUGUAAUUUUUAGCAUUCAAAACCAAAUAUGUUGUUUGAAUGUACCUCAUAUUUUAUAAUAUGUAUUCUAUUAGCUCUAAGUCAUCAAAAUGUUAACUAGUAGGUCAUGUAUUAUCUUCACUAAAUAAUGCAUAGACAUGCUCUCAAACUGUGCUAUAACCAAAAUAUUUGUUAUAAUCUAUCGUACUAUAACGCCCAUGGUUACCUAUGAAAAUUACACAUAGUUAUUAUUAUAUUUUAAAUACAUUUGUCGUAAACAAUAAUGCAAAGUUUUUGAAGAAAAAACUUUUGUGAAAGAAGGAAAGAUGUUAAGAGUUUAUAUGGGCGUGAAAAAUUGUAUUAUUUGUAAAUGGAUUACUGUCUUUCAUAGUGACUAUGACCUGUAAAUAAUUUUAUUCACUGAAAUCCACCAUUUAUAAAAUGGUGAAGUGUUGACUGUAAAUAUCUUCCGGAGGUGCAUUUUUUUAAGGUUCUAUUCUUACAUUAAAUUUAGAACUUAAAGAAUGGCCUACAAAUGCAUAAAGAUCUCUUUUUCACUUAGUAUGAGGAAUUAAGUAUUAAGUAAAAUGAUGCUAGAAUUAAAGUAUCAGUAUAUUUUUACAAUGUCUGUAAGAGUAAUAAUUUCAUAAAAACCCCAAAGUUAACAUUACUGUUUAUUGUAACUGCUUAAAAAAAUUAUUUAGUUGGUUGCUUGAAUUUUUAUACCACUAUUCAAACUUUUAAGUAGAUUUUUCUGGUAAUGCUAAGAAUGCCUUUAUUUAAAACUUAAUAUCUAAGUAUCACUAAUAAGCACUUGUCUUUUCAAUGGCAUAAAUAAAUGAAAAAUUAACCCAAAAUGAUUUUCGGGAAUAAAAAUUCAGCAUUAAGUGAAACUCAAUGAGUAACUUUAAGUCGUUUGGUGACAUAAGAAUAGGAGACAGGCACAAACACUCUAUAAUAACCCACUGCACGUUUUCCACCAAGCUUUGUUGCUGGCACUGCAUGCUAGCUCCAUGCCAAACAUCUUAUGUGCUGACAGUUACGCUGCAUCAAUCUAAAAAAUGAAAAUAUUUCACGCCCGCGUUAUGCGAGACAGUAAAGGCAGAGCGUCAAGAGACCACCCUCAUUUAUUUAUAUAUUUGGCAAUAAUGCCUGUACUGGGGAUGGACAAGUAUUAACAGUUUAUUGAGAGAGUGUGUUCUCGCUCAAUUAUUGCAGCCAUCUUGAUCACAUUUGUAGGCUAAAAGAUGUUUGAUUUACGUAGUAAAGUUAAAAAAAAUUAUACAACCUUGCUAGCUGUUUUAUUAUUUGUUUAAUAUAUAUGGUAAGAUGUAUAACAUUUAACGUGAAUUUUCUAUUUAGUUUGCAAGAAUGUGCUAUCAUCGUAUGCGCCAAGGUUACAACCGAGGGGUGACUUCUCAGCUCACUGGAGAGUGAACCAGAGUGGACUAGAGGGCGAGUGAUUUGGCCUAAUAGCAGUUCUGAUAGAAAGGUCCAAUAAUACGAUCACAAAUUUAGGCUGUAAGAAAAAAGUCCAGUUUUGACUUGUACUCUUUGAUUUAUUUUGUAAUCACCCUUUUAUAAGUAAAAUAAUGUUUACUACUGACUUUUAAUACUAAAGCCACAAGAGCUGGCUUUGCACUUUAACAGGCCAUUGACUUUAUGCUAUUUUGACCAUUUUGUCUUAUACACUUUUUCCUGAGCAGCAUAGACAUAAAUGUUAAAGUUGUUCAAGUAACUUACGGCUCUGUCUCACACGCAUGUUUUUUUUUCUUGAUUACUUUUACUUACGGACUAUUUCUAUAAUUUUAAAUUGUUGCCGAGUGGUGUGAAUCUGCCAAAAAUAUUUUCAACAGAUAUUCUCGUAGUGUAAUAUCAUGGGUGUGAAAAGGCAUGCAAGUGUUCAUAAUUAUUUUCACUUGCGCAAUUUGAUACACCAAUUUUUUAUGUAUAUAUAAGUGAAUCCCUUUUGAAAAAUUGUGCAGCGGAGCAACAAAUGCAAGGGUCAUUUAAUUUUUACUUUAUUAGGAAAUACAACAAUAAAUGCAAGAAUAAAUUUAUUACCAAUUAUAUUAAUUAUUAAAAUAAUAAUGGGUGCGUGUACUUAGGUACACGCGUGAGAAGUUAUACUUCUUUGGCAUCAUUAAAAAAUAGUUUUUAAUUGCAUGCAAAUUAUUCUCCAUGGUAGCGUUAAACGUUUAACGCAACCUUGUUGGAAGUCACAUUAGAAGUAUAACAUCAAUAUUAUACCUAAGUACACACACCCAUUUUUUUAACUUUAGAAACAGCAGUAGCUAUUAUUCAAGGCUAUGUUAUGAAUUCACUUGUUUUAAGUACACUUUAUGCAAGAGAAGCACAGGGCAUGUGACAUGUCAAUGAGUUAAAGCAGGCGAGAGGCUGGGUCUGCAACAUACUUGACAUGGGCGGUUGCCUAUGAGGCCAAAACGUUCAUUCGAACGCAAUAGAAAGCUAUUUCAGAAUAAUGACGUGACCUAUACCAAUACAAACUUAAUCAAAGGACCUACAGGCUGCAUGCAAUGAGAAGUUAACUGUGAAAGGGUAUCCGAAUUCUUUUGAUGUUAACGCAACCUUGUGUAUCAAAAAAGAAACAAUUUUUGGCAGUAAAUUGUGUUGACAAAAAUUUACAGUAUUUUUAGUUAGUUUACAAUACUUACACGUUCAGUUUCGUCUUUCGACAGCAAUAGGUAAACAUAGACAGCAGUUGGCUGGCCAAGUAACAGACUAUGGUUACAUUUUUACUAAAGACACUCAAAUACCAAUGGGAUGCAUGUAAGGGCACAUGUGACUCCCCUUUCACAGAAGGCUGCCUUGGCGAUUCUGUAAGGAUCAUUUCAACUAUUCGGAUGAACAACAAAAAUGGCUUUGACAUCCUUUAAGAUGCAUUUUUCAAGGAUCCUGAAGGCUGAUGGUUCCUUUAUAACGAGGCAUUCUUAAACAGCAAAAUUGUCUGUGAAGACAUUCUCAAACUAUUUUUUGGCUUUUCUGCAGCUAUUUUCAAACAAUUCAUGUACAGUUUUAUGUACCUUCUUUUGUAAGAAUGAACAAUAACAGUAUCAUGCACUUUUGUGUUUUACAUAUUUGCAUUUAUUUUUGCCACGGAGAUAAUAUAAUUAUCUUGUUCUCAUGCUAUAUUAACAGCCUUACAUUUUUGUAUUUGUUUCAAUUAACUUAAAAAAAAAAGUAUAAGUUGUCUCAGUUUUUGUACAGUACACUAAUAAGUUUUCGGUAAAGUUGCAGUCUGAGCCUUGUUGAAAGAAACACAAAGAUGGUUUUAUGCAAUCUCAUUGUGUUUUUGAAAUGGUUGGAUUUCAAUAACAAUGAUUUGGCAGUUUUGUUUUGACAGCAUAAAAUAUUUGCAUAUUUUUAAAGCUAAGUUAAACAAUAUCUUUGAUGUUAAAAAUUCCACAGUGGUUGAGAAAUUAUGAGCACUUUUAAUGAAUGAUCACUUGUGUUUAAUAAUUCUUCAGUUUUCAUAGCUGCACAGGAUUCAGCCUUUUCUCUAAGCAAGGUUGGCUUGUUUAAACCAUGGUUUAAACAAAGUGGGUUUUAUAUAAAAACCAAUUUUUUUAAAUAAUGUAUUUUUAAAAAGAAUAUCUUAAUUUUUUUAUAAAUGUUCUAAUUCCAAACUAACAGCAACACAAGUUAGCUCAAUAAUUUUCUUAUGAUUUAUAGGAACAAAAAAUUAUAUUCUAAUCAAGAUCUCAUCAUUUACAUUAUCUGAAUAACUUGUAAACUAUACCCAGCUAAAUACUCCUGUAAAAUUUAAUUGAUUAUUGAAUUGUAGACAUUGUAAAAUCCAAGGAAUUAAAUAAAUUUUUAUUAAAAAAUUCCUAUUCUGUAGGAAACACCCAUUCUAUGGAAAAUACUCUUCUUCUGGGUAAAUACCCUAAAAUCCUAAUCAGAUGUGCACAUUUGCUAGAUUUCAGUUCUUUGAUGUUAUAACUUUUCUGGUUCAACAUGAGUGGCAGAAAGUAGGAUGUUGUAUGGCUUUCAUUUGAACAUGCUGAGAACCAGAAUAACUAAUGUAAUAAAAAAAAACUUUUUUUUUUUUUUCAAACCUUGCCUAUAAGACAUGUAACAAGAAAACUCAUGGAGCUGUACAAUGAAUUGUUUAGAAAUGUACUGUACUAAUGUAUGUGCCUAGCAAAAAAUUACUAAGGGUACACACAUUCACUAUAAAGCCAUGGUAUCUCUUCUGUACUUUGUUUAAGAAAUAGUUUAAUUCAUAAGUAAUUUAUCAUCUUUGUAUAGUUAAUUUUCCAUACAUUUUUAAUAACCUCUACAUGUUAAGGAAAUUGAUAAAAAAAAAAUUAAGAUUGUGGCUUCCACGUCACAGAAAUAGUUAGGAGACUUUUAUUUACUUAUUUUUUUUUUUAGCUUAGUUGGAAUAUUUUUUUGUAAAUUUUCUCAAAAAAAUCAUUUUAACUCUGCCAUUCAUUAUCAUUUCUCUUUUUACUUGAUUAUAUUUGGCUUUUUCUGUUUGGUUUGUGACAAGUAGGCACUUCGAAAAGGAAACGGUUACCAAUGCUUCCAAAAGAUAUAUUUUAUGACUACAAUUUAUGUUACUCACACUGUUUAUUUUAAGCAUGUAACUUAGGGGGGAUAUAUAAAUACUGUAUUCAACAGUGUUUAUGUCAUAGAAUAUAUGUAUUGAGUAUAACUGGACUUUGCUAAGGCAAAGUACAUAAUUUAGUGUGAUACCUGAAGCAAAGAACAAGUUUUUUUUCCCUCUGAAAUAAUACUGUUAAUAUUCAGCAUGUAUGGUCUUAGAAAUAAAAUUAGUAUGUGCUCUGUGAAUUAAAAAAGAAAAAAAAAAUUCAAUAACAGACUAUGCAAAAAUUGUACCAAAAAUGGCAUUUUGCAGUUUAUAUUUCUUCCCUUUGAACCAAUUCAAGUAGAUAACAUAUUGUUAGGAUUGGAUAUGUGACAGCCUUCCUUCAUGUGUAAAAAUGGUUUAUACAAAAGUUUAUUUUAAAUUUAAUGAAAUAUUUUCAAAUCUCAUAUAGCAUUAUUAAAUACUAAAUAAUGCAUACAUGUUGUUAAAAAUGCAAUUUUAUCCUAAUAUUCCUCAUUGCCAAUUUAAAAAGAAGAGAAUGUGUCAUCACGUGCAUUUGCUUGUUGAAAACACUGUUUGAAAAAAUAUAUUUUAAUUUUUAAAAAACUAAUUCAUAGUACAAAUGAUAAAGUAAAAUGGUUAUAUGUUGAAAUUUUAAAAUCUGCCAAAGUUUUAAGUGCUACAUUAUUUUUCUGUAAAAUAGAAUUUCAAUAUUGGGUUUAAUCAUUAUUUAAUCAAAAAUAUAAACUUAAUUCAUUGCAAAACAUUUUACCGUAAUUUUAACUAAUUGUUGUUAUUUUUUACAUAACUAUUGCCUGAUAAAUAUUUCUACAAAAAUUAAUCCAAACAUAAUUAUUAAAAAUUAUUUAUUAAAUUUUGUACAUAUGGAAACUGAGAAUGGUAUAAUAUUUUGUGAAGAAUUAUGACAACAGUACAAUUUGAAACUGAAGGAAACAAUACCAAAUGAAUGGUGAAAUAAACCAUUAGGUAGAUUGUAAAUGAAAGCGCUUCCUUUAGUUAGGUCAAAAUGUUCAACUAGAGAAUAUUUCUAAUAAACAAAGUAUUUACAGUGUUAAAAGUGACUUAACUAGUAACUGUGUUGCUACUGGUGCCAAAAAUUAAAUUAUUAUGUUAUUGUAAAUGAAUAAAACUGAACCAAAGUUUAAUACUUAGGAUAUUGUUGUAAAGUAAUGGAAAUUUAAUGAUCUAAUAUUAUGAGAUUAGUCGUAGAAAAAAAUACGUAUGGAAAUGUACUUAUGUAGCCUUUCAAAGGCAAUCUAUUGUAAGUAUUGAAUUAUAUAUUCUAAUAAAUUAUGCUGGAAAUGUAUCUCAAAUAAAAAGAGAGUUUUCUGAGAGCA